Messenger RNA from Daktulosphaira vitifoliae (grape phylloxera), 937 nucleotides. RefSeq names its product actin-related protein 8-like. Bases 248 to 937 code for a protein of 229 amino acids. Lineage: Eukaryota; Metazoa; Arthropoda; Insecta; Hemiptera; Phylloxeridae. The transcript is spliced from 4 exons. The record is from RefSeq and is a predicted model, not a curated record.
UUUUGAUAUUUGAAAUAUUCUUUAAUUGAAUAUAAAUUUUAUAUGUACCCUGUUUAUAUAUGUAAUAUGUCUUAAUGUUUUUGAUUAGUUUUACUAGAGAAAAAGUUACUUUUUAAAAAUAUUGAUAAUAAGAACACAUUUUUAUUUUGACUUCUUGAUAUGUAUACUUAAAUUUAAUCGUUGGUUUAUGAAAAUAAAGAAAGUAAUAAGGUUUUCUUACAUAAAUAAAGCCAUAAAAAAUUGAAAUAUGCCUUUAAUAUCUGAAAAUAACUCUGAAAGUGAAAAAAUAUCACCAAGCUCUGUUAUUAUAAUACAUCCUGGAUCUCUUAAUUUAAGAAUAGGCUGUGCAAGUGAUGUUACACCACAUACUGUUAUACAUGGUAUUGCAAGAGCUCAAAAAAUUCAAGGAAAUGAUAGAAAAGACCAAAUUUUAACAAGUCUACCUCGAAAAAACUCUGACACAUUGGCAACAAUGGAAGAGAGUAGACUUCAAGCUUCCCAUAUGUUACAAUCUAGCUUGCAAUCUAAUGGAGAUCGGAGAUAUGCAACUCCUCCACAGCAAAUAGCUUCCUAUAACCGUAAAUCUGUACCGAAGCAUCUAGAUAUUCCACCAAAGCAAUACAUUAAACCUACUAGUGAUACAGUAUUUGGAGAUGAUAUUUUUAAUAUUGAUCCAUCCCUUAACUAUAAUAUUUAUUUUCCAAUAGUUAAUGGUGAUUUAAAUGUUACUGGAAAAAUAGGAGGCUCACUUACUGCUGUUUUAUCAGAUCUAGAAGCUAUUUGGACUUUUUAUAUUAAUAAUUUAUUGAAUGUUCCUACUUCUAAUUUCAAAGUAAGAAUAUUUUUUAAUCUAUUUAGUAUUAUUCUUUGUUCUACAAUAAGAAGAGAUAAGGAAAUAUAUGCUUUUUUAAUUAACAAUUCUGACAUUUUUAAAUGA